AUGGGCAGACCUAGACUCAUCAUUCUUGUUCGUCACGGUGAAUCUGAAGGAAACUGCGACAAAUCGGUCAAUACUUAUACACCAAACCACCGAAUCCCUCUCACAGAUCUCGGCCAUAAACAAGCCCUUAAUGCAGGCGAACGUUUGGUGGAUCUGCUAGAACCAGAUGAUAACCUUUUGUUUUACACUUCUCCCUACAAACGGACCAUCCAAACUACCGAAGGUCUUUUGGAAGCAGUUAAGAAACACAACAUAAACUACAGAGUACACGAAGAACCAAGAUUACGGGAACAAGACUUUGGCAACUUUCAGGGACCAAGUACUGAAAUGGUCAAGGUCUGGAAGGAGCGCGCCCAUUAUGGUCACUUCUUUUACCGGAUACCCAAUGGUGAGUCUGCGGCAGACGUUUAUGACCGGGUCGCUGGUUUCAAUGAGACGUUGUUUAGGCAGUUCAACACAGAAAAGUUCCCCUCGGUCCUGGUCCUGGUGUCGCACGGGAUUUGGUGCCGAGUCUUUUUAAUGAAGUGGUUCCGGUGGAGUUAUGAAAAGUUUGAAGCAUUUCGGAACCUUGGCCACUGCGAGUUUUUAAUCAUGGAGAAGGGUGAGGAUAUUGAGCAAAAAUACACUUUACUGACACCUCUGCGAACAUGGGAUGAUCCUCCGGAAGUGUUACUGACAUUGCCCAAACUUGAGCGUGAUGAGACCAGCAAAAACUCAAAGAGUCUUCGGUAUAAGGAUAUUCGAACCAGGGAUGAGACGUCAGUUCAGAAACAACAUGAAAAGGAUGCACGAAUCCAGGAAGCAUUUUUAAAGGCGCAGCAAGACCAGCCACAAAACAAAGAUUUACCAUGCAAAACCACUAUCAAUCAAGGUGCUGAGAGUGUGCUAGGGCAAAAAGAUCAGAAAAAGCAGCUAUGCGACGAUGCUAUAAAGGGAAAUGUCGAGUGUCUUGACGAGAAUGAUGAAUCGGCCUCACAUUUGGCUUCGGAUAGUACGCCGGAGGAGUAUUCUUCGGAGGUGGAGGACGAUGACGACGAUGAUGUGGAAAGCAUGCGUAAAAGUGCAAGUGCUCGGAGUGAUGCGAGCUCAACUAGCAUUGAGGAUGUGGAGUUGAAUGGAUCCAAGUCAGUGGCCAUUUCCGCAGCCACUACAACGUCCACACCUGCAGUUCGACAACGCUGUUAG
Molecule: messenger RNA, 1185 nt
Organism: Magnusiomyces paraingens
Lineage: Eukaryota; Fungi; Ascomycota; Dipodascomycetes; Dipodascales; Dipodascaceae
Exons: 3
Coding region: 1-1185 (394 amino acids)
Molecular function (GO): phosphatase activity
Source: RefSeq, a predicted model, not a curated record